Anisakis simplex (herring worm) is the source of this 493-nucleotide messenger RNA. The record is from the annotation of a GenBank genome assembly. Lineage: Eukaryota; Metazoa; Nematoda; Chromadorea; Rhabditida; Anisakidae.
AUCGACCAGUCACAAUAGCGCUUCAACGCAGCAGUCUUCAGCGAAAUAUUUCGUCACCUCGUCACCUUCAUCGACCUUGAACACAUCGCAACAACAGCAACAGUCGAACCUGUCUGCAGCUGCCUACAGCAAUCCGGCUCGACCCUACUAUGGAAAUCCAUCGGCUGCUGCAGUAAUGGGCACUGCGGCUGGUGGUGGUCUUGGUGUCGGGCUCCGAUUAUCGCAUCCAAAAUCGGAAUCACUAACGAUUUCAAGCACUUCGAGUGUUGGAAAUAUUGUCGCAACUCGUAGCAGUUCAGCGAANCAUAUAAUGACGGGAGGUGAUGGUGGUGGUCAUGAUUAUGGUUGUAGCCAGGAAUUGGGCACUGUUGCGAUGAGCGUCGAUAACACCACUGAAAAAUCACACAAAACACUGCGAAGGUAUCGCUCGCUCACUUUUCAUUUGUUUCUUUUUUUUUGCUUAUUUCUUUUGGUAAAAAAUCACUCGAAAUGA